This is a messenger RNA of Uranotaenia lowii, 2797 nucleotides long. It is a transcript of the gene Smyd4-1, whose product is annotated as SET and MYND domain-containing protein 4. Bases 101 to 2320 code for a protein of 739 amino acids. The transcript is spliced from 8 exons. The record is from RefSeq and is a predicted model, not a curated record. Gene Ontology annotation, molecular function: protein binding. NCBI's taxonomy places the organism in Eukaryota, Metazoa, Arthropoda, Insecta, Diptera, Culicidae.
CUAAGAAGCAAACGAAGAAGGGUAACAUUUUUUGGAUCCCAAAGUCGGUGCGCGAGAAAAUCGUGUGGCAAUUUUCCGCGGCUUAAAAAACCAGUGAAAAAUGGAAAAUGGUUGGGACCUAACGGUAGGAAACAUUGUCCAAACGUACGGGCUAGUCGAGAAGAUUGGAAAAUUCGACGGGGAGGUGGACGUUAUCCGGAAACUGGAAAGCAUUCCCGAGAUUAGGAAAGUAUGUCGAACGUGGUUGAAAAAAUUGCCGGCGGUGCGGGACAGCAACGAAGAAAAGUCCCACCUUUACCGGGAGAAUGGUAACAAAAUAUUCCGUACCCGCAAGAGUCCUCACGUGGCCCUGGAGGCAUACAGUAAAGCAAUAUUCGCAGCACCACCCAAUACGAUAGCGCAGGCACUUGCCCAUGCCAACCGGGCUAUCGUGCUUAUGAGCUUGAAACGGUUUCCAGAUGCAUUUCAAGAUUGUCAGCUGGCACUCGAAGGAGGCUAUCCGGUUGAGAACCGGAUGCGGGUACUUUUCCGCCAAGCAGAAUGUUCGCUACAAAUGCGUGACCGAGAACGAUUAGAACGAGUGCUGGAAAAGAUCGGAAAGCUGGGCGAGGAACAGGAAAUGAUGAGUUUUGAGCUGGAACGAUAUCAAAAACUCUUGAAAUUGGUCGAAAUGAUAGCUAUCUCAGAAAUUCCGGCCGAAGAUGGAGAUCUAUCUUUUCCUGAGUUAAAAGAGAAAUACGAAGAAAGUGUCGGUCGAUUCAUAGUUACGAAAGACUCAAUCCACAAAGGUGCUCCUAUAGUACGAGAAGAAGCCGUCUCAUUUGUCCCUGUAUAUGAUGCUCGCAACCGAUCGGAACUGCCGCCCUUUGACUGUCAACAUUGUGGUGAAGUCAAUAUCAUUCCAUUUCCAUGCGCGGUAUGUGGACGAGCCUGUUACUGUAGCAUAACCUGUCGGCUAGAGCACGACGCGAUUCACCAGUAUGAAUGUCCCGGUUACGAAAAACAUCUUUGGUACCUGAUCGGCAUUGCUCAUCUUGGUAUCAGAAGCUUCUUGGAUGGGUGGGAAUCUAGUACCAGCGUUUAUUUGGAUAGUGAAGAAGAAUUCACACCAGAGAUCAUGUUUAAGGCUGUGCGAGACAGAGCAAAAACUGAUCACCCCAAGUAUCCCUACGGAAAGGUGUUUCGGCUGGUGACAAACUUCGAAAAAAUGGAUGUCAUCGAUAUGAUUCAGUAUUCGUUGACCGCAUACAUGCUCUCAAUCUACCUGAGCGAUUUCACAAAAUUCUACAAGGAACUAGGAGAUCGCAUAAAUCUCAUGUCUAAGGAAAACUGGUCUCUCUACGUCGGCGCAGUCAUCUUUCGGCAUAUUGGUCAGCUGGUAUCGAACGGGCACGCCAUCAGUGAGUUGCGGGGUAGUGUAGCAUCGGAAAACAAUUGUCUGGAAGCGGAUAGUUUUAAUAUUAAGGCCGGAUUUCUACAUCGGUACUUUGAAAGUGCCCGUGUUUUCACCGGCAUUUUCCCGCAGAUCAGCAUGUUCAAUCACAGCUGCGAUCCGAACAUUCGCAACUGUUUCAGCAAAAAGGCACUCACAGUAUACGCCACCGAAGACAUUCCAGAGGGGGGAGAAAUUUUCAACUGCUACGGUCCCAACUAUAAGGUGAUGGGAAAGCACGAACGUAGGCCAGCUUUGCAGCAACAGUAUUGCUUCGAGUGCAAAUGCCUCAAAUGUGUGGAAGCUGACGAUAGUGGCUAUGACAUUUACGAACAAUACAAAUGCCCAUUCAAGAAAUGUGCCAAAACAUUUCUGCUUCAGCAAAAUGCUGACCCCUUCGAAAAGGAUAUCAAGUGUCCGAUGUGCAAGAGAAUAAUCGACUGCUCGUGCUUUCAACUUAUUGCUGGUGGCAUGUCAAGUGAUAUGGAUACAUCCUACGAAGACUUUGAAGACGCCAUGGACGCCUACAAUAAGUGCAAGCUCUUCCUCACGGAGUAUCACGAAUCGAAGAUCACCCUGGCGCACAUGAUCUUCAUUCAGUACUUACCGUUUUCGGGGCUGGACGAACGGUGCCUCAAAACGCUGAAAAAGCUAGCGCAGGAAUUCAUCGAAAUCCGCGAACAUCGCUUCGGCAUGAUGAGCCCGGAGUACGUGGUUGCCUGCUUCUAUCUGGUGGAUUUGCUGGUGAUCGAGUCCAAGUGCGAGGGUGAAUUUCAGAUCGACGCUGAAUCGGUUGCAAUCGUGGAAAACUUCAAAAAGGCUGUACAGAUAUUCGGUACUGGAACCCGAACAACGAUACUCAACUAUGUCAAGGUUCAUUUAGGCUAAGAAAAUUGCUUACAGGAUAUUCCAAGGGUAUGUAUUGAAUUAAGCUCGAUAACUGUUCGCGUUAGGUAUUUCCUACAUAUUCGACAAUUCUCUACCACCAUUACUGGUAAUCUGCAUUUAUAAUAAUAAUUUACUAUUAAGUUUUAUCGUUUCAUAAUUACGGUUUCAGCAUUUAGUUCAAUGAUUCAGCAAUCAAAUCUAUUUAUUCGUUACCAGUGACGUGCUAUCUCUAAACAGAAAAGACAAUUUUAUGUUGCCACCAUGAAAUGGUCGCGCAAAGCUAAUGUUUAAUUUAUUUUUUUUUAUGAAUAGCAAUAAUUCCUGCUAGUGUAUACUGGUGGGGGCAAUUAAAACGUCUAUUACUAAGCAAAUGUUUGGAUGUGAAAUAAACUUAUCGUUCUAGCGAAUUGUGUGAAUCGUUGAAAUAGUUUCAAUGUAUGCCGAAAUCAUGGGACAAAAAUUCGCAAUAAUAACAAA